GUGUGAGAUUCAUGAAGUGUAUUCUAUUUAUUGACUAUCUAUUUAUCUAGCUAGCUAUCGAUGAAACAUACGUUUCCUUUUUCAUUUAAUUUUGUACUAUUCAUAAUACUGUUGUCCACGUAAACAAAGGCAUUUUUGUCGAUGAGAGUGAAUGCAGUCGCACCCUCUAUCACAGGAUUUCACUAUCACACGUUCAGCUGGUUUAGCCUUUAGCUCGACGGCUAACUGGCACUCAUCAACAUGACGUUUAUAUUCUGAUAUUAAGCAUAAAUUUGAGGACAUAUGCGUCUGAAUGGGAUAGACUGCAGAUCGUCACUUAAGCCACCAAGAUGCCUCAGAAUAUUCUCAAGAGCACUCAUUACAUCGAGCUGGGCAGCUACCAGUACUGGCCAGUGCUUGUGCCAAGAGGGAUCCGCUUGUACACCUUUGAACAGAUCCCAGUGUUUCUGAAAGAGAAUCCAUACAUCACAGAUGGAUACAGAGCACACCUGCCAUCAAAGCUGUGUCUAAAAAGUAUAUUCAUUCUGUCAAAUGAGACGGUGAACAUCUGGAGUCAUCUGCUUGGGUUUCUGUUGUUCUUCUCUCUGGGGGUGAAUGACAUUGCCACAGUUCUGCCGGCUGCAGGGGCGUCACGAGAGGACUAUGUGAUUUAUUCGAUAGGACUGUUUUGUUUUCAGGUGUGCAUGUUGUGCUCUGUGGGCUACCACUUGUUCUGUUGUCACCGGUCAGAGAAGACGUGUCGCCGCUGGCUCGCACUGGACUACGCUGGAAUAUCUGUGGGGAUUUUGGGAUGCUAUGUGCCUGGAGUCUUCUAUGCCUUCUACUGCAACAGUUUUUGGAGGCAGGUGUAUUUGCUGACGGUGCUGGCUUUGAUCCUGGCAGUGUUUGCAGCUCAGAUUCAUCCACAUUACCUCACACAGCAGUGGAAGAAGCUGCGCUCUGUCAUGUUCUGCUCUGUGGCUGUAUACGGCAUCAUCCCAGCCUGCCACUGGGUCUGGCUCAACGGAGGAUUUGGUGUCGAGAUUGUACAGGUGUUUUUCCCUCGCGUUAUGAUCAUGUAUGUGAUUGCCGCAUCGGCGUUCCUUUUCUACGUUAGUAAAAUCCCAGAACGUUACUUCCCAGGCCAGCUGAACUAUCUGGGUGCCAGUCAUCAGCUCUGGCACGUACUGGUGGUCAUCAUGUUCUACUGGUGGCACCAAACUGCUCUCUACAUCAUGAACUACAGACACAAUCAGCCCUGCACAGACUAGAGUAGUGGAUAAAGCAUGUGUCAUGUCAGUGUGACUACAUAAACUUCCAUUUCUGCUCAUUGCCAUUGCCUAUAUGCUGACAACAUGGUUACAAAAUGAUUUGAGCCUUUUGUAAAUGCAUUUGUUUUUUAUUUGGCAUGAUUUUAAAUUGUGUGUGUACUACUAAAAUCGCACAAUGGAACGCAUUUGCGGGUUAUGUACAAUGAAUAUCAUGAACGUUUUGUGCAGUCAGCUCAUACCCUCUGCUUGAACAAAUGUUUCAAACGUAAUUUUUUUCUGCUGGACAUACAGUGCCCUUGCCUGUUACUGUUUGUACUAUUUUCUAUUGAGCCUUGUUACAUGAUAUUAUUAGUGUAUACAUUAAGUUUACAUUCUGUAACGUAUCACCUCACUUUGCUGUAAUGUCCAUUUUUUUAAAUUUUCUUAACUCUCACUGUUCUGUAGCUGAUGAAUUGUGUGGUUGAGGUUUAGUACUGUGAUUUUGUUACUUCAAUUGUUUUUAUUUUAAUAUUUGUUUGAUUAAAGGGAGUUGUUUGAAGGUAUUCGAUACUUUUCAGUUCAGCUACAGUAUUUCACAGCACUGGAAACUGGUUUUAAUAUUAAAAUGACCAAGCAGGCAUUACUACACAGUAUGUAAAAUAGGGAUAAAAAUCACUAUACUUGCACUGUAUUGACUACAAACUUGUGUCCAGGCAAUCAAUACAGAGCCUUUUUUCUAUGACUGUCUCUUCAUUUGAGUCUUUUUACAUUAUUGGUUACAUGAUUUUCUUUGUCUUGUGUUUGAAUAGUUUUGAAUGUGAAUGAAUAUCUGAAU
Xyrauchen texanus (razorback sucker) is the source of this 2064-nucleotide messenger RNA. It is a transcript of the gene paqr3b, whose product is annotated as progestin and adipoQ receptor family member IIIb. The record is from RefSeq and is a predicted model, not a curated record. Gene Ontology annotation, molecular function: signaling receptor activity. NCBI's taxonomy places the organism in Eukaryota, Metazoa, Chordata, Actinopteri, Cypriniformes, Catostomidae. The transcript has 7 exons. Gene Ontology annotation, cellular component: membrane. Bases 330 to 1250 code for a protein of 306 amino acids.